AUGGAAUUCAAAGGCAGCGAUAGGGGCCCCUUUGUGCCCGCUCUGAUCAUCGUGGAUAUGCAGGAAGACUUCUGUCCACCCAAUGGAUCUCUCGCCGUUCAAGAUGGCCGAACAAUUACUCCACUGAUCAACGAUCUCCUCUCCCAGCCUGGAUUCGUGACGCGCAUCGCAACUCAAGACUAUCACCCCGCAGACCACAUUUCCUUCGCCAGCAACCAUCCCCCACCCAACAACCGACCGUUCGAAUCUUUCGUCGAGAUGAAGAACCCCGCACCGGAUAAGAAGACUGAAACCAAACCGCAGCAGCUCUGGCCGGUUCAUUGCGUGGCUGGUACCCCCGGAGCGGAGAUGAUACCCGAGAUUGACGCCGGUCGCAUUGAUCUGUUCGUUCAGAAGGGCAAGCACUCGCAGGUCGAGAUGUAUUCUGCCUUUGCGGAUGCCUUUGGAAAUCUAGACCCUGCCGUGACGGCGCAAUCUGUCAAUGUGGAUAUCGCAUCGGUGCUCGAGAAGAAAGGGGUUACGGAUGUAUUCGUCGUCGGGCUAGCGGGGGACUAUUGCGUGAAAUGCACUGCUAUCGAUGCCGUCAAGGCUGGAUUCCGCAGCUGGCUUAUCGAAGAGGGUACAAAGUGCGUGGUGCCUGCUAGUUGGGACAAGGUCAAAGAGGAGCUUCGAGUUGCGGGAGUGUCGGUCAUCCACGCUGGUGAUGCGAUUGUGAAGAAGCUGGCCGUAGCAGUGGCAUAG
Penicillium cataractarum is the source of this 741-nucleotide messenger RNA. Its product is annotated as nicotinamidase. The record is from RefSeq and is a predicted model, not a curated record. The coding region runs from base 1 to 741 and encodes 246 amino acids. The transcript is spliced from 2 exons. NCBI's taxonomy places the organism in Eukaryota, Fungi, Ascomycota, Eurotiomycetes, Eurotiales, Aspergillaceae.